AGAGGAUCCAGUCGGGAGACGGUAGAUCAUCGCCUGGCGGCUCUUUGUGGAUCUAACUCGGUUUAACCUGUUAGUUAACGGUGUCACUUCUAGGAUGAAUCCACUAAGCUUCCACACCUCAGUGGAUUUAAAUUUCCCUGGACUAUGAGCAGGAGGGAGAGAUAAGCAGCGGCUGGCUUCCUGCAGGAUUUCGCCCUGGCUUUUUGUUUUCCCUUGGACAUGCCUGGUCUAUGGAGCUAGCUGGCCGACGGUCCAGCUAGUGCUACAUUUCCAAGCUUUUGGAUGAUUGUUUAGCUGAAGAGCUGAUUUGUUUUGGAUCAGCGCGACCUCCUCUCUUCCUGUGCAAGGAGUCAGCAUGGGGGAGCCCAGCUUGGAUGACGCCAACGUCAAGGUGGCUGUUCGUGUACGGCCCAUGAACAGGAGAGAAAAGGAAUUAAACACUAAAUGUGUUGUGGAGAUGGCGAAGAACCAGACGAUCCUCCAUCCUGGUGGAGCUAACCUGGGCAAAGGAGAUUCCAGGAAUCAGUCCAAGGUCUUUGCCUAUGAUUACUGUUUUUGGUCCAUGGAUGAGGCCGAUAAGGAGAAAUUUGCCGGUCAAGAGGUGGUCUUCCAGUGCCUUGGGGAAAGUCUUCUUCAUAAUGCCUUCCAGGGCUAUAAUGCCUGUAUAUUUGCCUAUGGACAAACAGGUUCAGGAAAGUCGUACACCAUGAUGGGUUCAGGGGACCAGCCAGGUCUGAUCCCCCGGCUGUGCAGUGCUUUGUUUGAACGAACUAAGAAAGAAGGGCGCGAGCAGGAGAGCUUCACUGUUGAAGUGUCCUACAUGGAGAUCUACAACGAGAAGGUCCGAGAUCUGCUCGACCCCAAAGGGGGGAGACAAGCUCUGAGGGUGAGGGAACAUAAGGUUUUGGGGCCCUACGUGGAUGGCUUGUCUCGACUAGCUGUGGCCAGCUACAAGGACAUUGAGUCUCUGAUGUCAGAGGGGAAUAAGUCUCGGACUGUUGCAGCGACCAACAUGAAUGAGGAGAGCAGUCGAUCACAUGCUGUCUUCAACAUCAUCCUCACACACACACUCAAAGACCUGCAAUCUGGGACGAGUGGAGAGAAGGUGAGUCGGUUGAGUCUGGUAGAUCUCGCUGGAAGUGAGAGAGCAGCAAAGACCGGAGCAGCAGGAGAGCGGCUCAAGGAAGGAAGCAACAUCAACAAGUCUCUCACUACACUGGGGUUGGUGAUCUCAGCACUAGCUGAACAGGGGACAGCAAAGAACAAAAAUAAGUUUGUUCCUUACAGAGACUCUGUUCUGACAUGGCUGCUAAAGGACUGUCUGGGUGGCAACAGUCGCACAGCAAUGGUUGCAACUGUGAGUCCAGCAGCAGACAACUAUGAGGAAACACUAUCAACGCUUCGCUAUGCAGACCGAGCAAAGAGCAUUGUUAACCAUGCAGUUGUAAAUGAAGACCCCAACGCACGCAUCAUCAGGGAGCUCAGGGAGGAAGUGGAGAAACUACGAGUACAACUGACUCAGGCAGAGUCUUUGAAGGCUCCGGAGCUGAAAGACCGCUUAGAGGAGUCAGAAAAGUUGAUUCAAGAGAUGACUAUCACCUGGGAGGAGAAGCUGCGUAAAACUGAGGAGGUUGCACAAGAGCGUCAGAAGCAGUUAGAGAGCCUGGGUAUUUCUCUCCAGUCUUCAGGGAUUAAAGUUGGAGAUGAUAAGAGUUUUCUUGUUAACCUGAAUGCAGAUCCUGCCCUCAAUGAACUGCUAGUGUACUAUUUAAAGGAACACACAAAGGUGGGUUCAGCAGACUCUCAGGACAUCCAGCUGUGUGGGAUGGGUAUUCAGGCAGAGCACUGCGUCAUCGACAUAGCAGCGGAUUUUGCCGUCAUUCUCACCCCGUACAGGAAUGCUCGGAACUGUGUAAAUGGUUCCCCGGUUACCGCAGCCCUUCAGCUUCAUCACGGGGACAGAAUCCUCUGGGGAAACAACCACUUCUUUAGGAUCAACCUGCCUAAACGGCGCAAUCGAGGAGCUGAGGACGAAGAGGGAGAGGGUGGGAUGAUGAAGAACAGUGGCAGCAGUGAGCAACUGGAUGCAGAUGGUGACACAGCCAGCGAAGUUUCCAGUGAAGUCAGCUUCUCCUAUGAGUUUGCCCAAACAGAGGUCAUGAUGAAGGCCCUCGGUAGUAACGAUCCCAUGCAAGCUGUCCUCCAGUCUUUAGAGAGACAGCAUGAGGAGGAGAAGCGCUCUGCUCUGGAGCGACAGAGGCAGAUGUAUGAACAGGAACUCCAGCAGCUCCGCAAGAAACUGAACCCAGAUCGUCUGUCCACGGGCAGCUCUGGGACGAUGUCUGGCCAGCAAGCUCCAGGACAGCAGUCUCACUACCGCAGCCUGGAGAGACUCAGUAUGGGAGGGAUGAGCCAUUCGACCAGCGCCCAGAGCAGACUCAGGCAGUGGAAUGAGGACAGGGAGGCAGUGUUGGUGAGGAGUCUACGGCGACUGAGGGAGCAGAUAGUGAGGGCUAACCUCCUGGUGCAGGAAGCCUGUUACAUUUCUGAGGAGCUGGAGCGACACACAGAGUACAGAGUCACUCUGCAGAUCCCAUCAGACAACCUCAACGCAAACCGCAAGAGGGAUGCAGUGCUCAGUGAGCCAGCAAUUCAGGUCCGACGUCGCUGUCGAGGGAAGCAGAUCUGGAGCCUGGAGAAAAUGGAGAACCGUCUGGUUGACAUGAGAGAGCUGUACCAGGAGUGGCAGGACUACAACCACAAUAACCAAGAAAACCCUAUGAUGCGCUCAUAUUUCCGGCGUGCAGACCCCUUCUUUGACGAACAGGAGAACCACAGUCUGAUCGGCGUUGCCAAUGUCUUCCUCUCCUGUCUUUUCUAUGAUGUCAAGCUGCAGUAUGCUGUUCCCAUCAUCAACCAGAAGGGGGAGGUGGCCGGGCGUCUACACGUAGAGGUGGUAAGGGUUGGAGGGGGGUUGGAGGACAACAUGGCUGGAGGAGAUGAAUGCGACAACAACCAAGAUGGUGAAGUCCAGGACCGCAAACUGGUCUGCAUGAUUAAGAUCCUACAGGCCACGGGUCUUCCUCAGUACCUGUCCAACUUCGUCUUCUGUCAGUAUGCAUUCUGGGAUCAACCUGAGCCAAUCAUCGUGGCUCCUGAGGUAGACCCAUCAUCCUCUUCACCAAGCACCAAGGACCCACACUGCAUGGUGGUGUUUGACAGCUGCAAGGAGCUGGCAGUGUCUGUAUCAGAGGAUUUUAUUGAAUACCUGACUGAAGGGGCAGUUGCCAUCGAGGUAUUUGGCCACAGACAGGCUGAUGCAGGAAGAAACCCUGCGCUCUGGGACCUCAGCAUCAUCCAGGCCAAGACACGCACAUUAAGAGACAGGUGGAGUGAGGUAACACGACGCCUGGAGCUGUGGAUUCAAAUCCUGGAAAUAAACGAGAACGGAGACUUUGUCCCUGUGGAAGUGGUUCCUGCUAGAGAUGUGCGGACUGGGGGUAUCUUUCAGCUUCGACAGGGUCAGUCGAGGCGGAUCCAGGUGGAUGUGCGUUCAGUUCAGGACUCUGGCACUAUGCCUCUGAUAGCAGAAAUAUUGCUUGCCGUGUCAGUGGGGUGUGUCGAGAUCAGGAACACGACAGCGAACCAGGAAGUAGAUGAGAUGGAUAGUUAUCAGGAAAGAGACCUGGAACGAUUGCGGCGGCAGUGGUUAUCUGCUCUCACCAAGAGACAAGAAUACUUGGACCAGCACCUGCAGAGCCUGGUCAGCAAAGCAGAAAAGACAGAGGAUGAUGUGGAGAGGGAGGCUCAGCUGUUGGAGUGGCGCUUGACUCUGACGGAGGAGAGAAAUGCUGUCAUGGUGCCCUCUGCUGGCAGUGGUAUUCCUGGAGCACCAGCUGAAUGGGUUCCUCUGCCAGGCAUGGAGAAUCAUACUCCCGUCCUCUUCCUGAACCUCAAACCUGAUGACCUCAGCUCUCAAGAUCAGUUUGAGGUUCCUGAAGCUGGAGGCUGGGACGCCACCCUGAGCGGGGAGGAUGAGGAUGACUUCUUUGACCUGCAGAUCGUCAAACACUACGAUGGAGAGGUGAAAGCAGAGGCAUCAUGGGACUCCACCGUCCACGAAUGUCCACAGCUCAGUCGUGGUGGGGCAUGGCCGGAGCAGCGUGUGUACCUGACGAUUCGGGUAGUGGUUCAGCUCAGUCAUCCUGCAGACAUGCAGCUGGUCUUGCGAAAAAGGAUCUGUGUCAACGUUAACCCAGGCCGCCAAGGUUUCGCACACAACUUCCUGAGGAGGAUGUCCACACGCAGCACCAUCCCUGGCUGUGGAGUCACCUUUGAGGUUGUCUCGAACAUCCCCGGGGAUGCCCCUGGAUCUGAGGACAGGGAGAUGCUGGCCCGUCUUGCUGCCAGCGCACACAACAGUCAGACCGGUGAUGACGAGGCUGCUAUUGAGAAAUACCUCCGCAGUGUUCUCAGUCUGGAGAACAUCCUGACCCUGGAUAGACUCAGACAGGAAGUGGCAGUAAAGGAGCAACUGACAAGCAGAGGGAGGGGAAACAGAAGAAGCAUAAGUUCUCCUUCAGUCCACAGGCUGUCUGGAAGUAGACAAGACCUGUCUACAACCUGCCUGCUGGAUGACAAGGGUCGAUGGGAAAGUCAGCAAGACAUCUUUAUGCCCUCUCAAUUUCAACGCACCCUCCCCCGGCCCGCCUCCUCCCCUUCCACCUACUCCACCUCCCCUUCUCAGUCCCCAACUCCCUUUGGCAUGACGCCUCCCCAGAACCAGGAACCUGAGCAAGGUCGUUCAGGACUUGCUGCCUCUUAUCUUUCAGUUAAAGCACUGGUCCCCCCGAUGCCCAAACUGCUAAAGUCACUGUUUCCAGCACGAGACGAGAAGAAGGAGCUGAGACCUUCACCGCACAACCAGCAGCAUGUCCCUCGCAUCAUGACAUCAGGAGGAGAGGACAACAAAGGCAAGACUGAAACGACCGCUCUUCUACGGCCCCCGACCAAAGACAGACGGUCCGAGUUCCCAGAAGUCCCUCCUCUUCCUGUGCAUGACCCGCAUGACAUCACCCCCCUCAGCCCCCUCAGCCAGUCAUCAAGCGGCUACUUCUCCAGUAGUGUUUCUACGGUCACCCUGUCUGACGUCCUCCAACCCUCGUCCUCUUCUUCUUCCCUCCUUUCUACUGAGACUACGUUACCGACAAAUCCCCAGCAGCAGGGUGCUGACAGGAACGAUGUUGUGACCUCUUCUUCUCAGUUUGGUGCCAAGGUGGCAGCCAUCACUUCACCUGCGUCUAACAGCUCUGCCAACCACAACAACGUCACUGCGGAAAACAGCUUCUCUGAACACAAGCUGGUCAACUCAGGAGGAGGAGAUGGAGGAGAUGGAGGUGAAGGCUUUGAGAGGCUGGAAAUCUUUGUGGACGAUGAAGAGCGCAGCCAAGAAAGCACACUACCUGAUUGGCUGACGGACGGGGCGUAUGUUACAGUAGGAAGCAAUAAAGCCGGGACGGUGCGCUAUGUGGGAGUGACACAGUUUGCUGAUGGAGUGUGGGUGGGGGUGGAGCUGGACACUCCUGUAGGUAAAAAUGACGGUUCAGUCGGAGUUCACAGAUAUUUCAACUGUAAACCGGGUUAUGGAGUCCUGGUUCGCCCAGACCGCCUAACCUUGCGCGAUAGGACCACUAGACGCACGGGGGACUUCUCUGCUCCCGCUCAUGUCCCUGUUCUGCGAGGAGAAGCCAUUGUUGCCCGUCGGGCAGAGAACCGCAAAUCCUGGAGCAGUUGAGACAGGAUUACUAGGACUUGAAAGGGAGAGAUGAACUCCCCACAGUUCUUGUUCUUGUCCUCUCAUCUUUUCCUCCCAGCUAUGCAACAGGCUCACACAUCCGAACUGACAGACUGCCUGCCUGCCUGCCCUCUUUUAGACUAAACUACACUACUCACUACAUCCAUUCACAGUUAAUGGAUACAAAUAAAGACAGUGAGGAGACCAUUCAGAGAGAAUGCAAGUUGGUGGAUGACGGACUAUGCACAGUUUCUAGGAGUCCAUGGAAGGACUUCAAUCAUGGGAAAAUUAUGAUAAUGAAUGGCGGUCAAUGAAACACUGCUGUGAGUGAACAGAAGCCAAUGAAUGGUGAGUCGGAGCUCUUGAGAGGGUUUGGGAUGGAUGCUAAAGACUAGAUGAGGUGCUUCUUGGGUAAUAUACAGGGAUGCAAACAAAGGCACAUUUAAGCACGAGUUGCUUUUUGUACCUUUUCUGCAUAUAAACGUACCAAGGCAAGAAGUGAUCAUUUCAUGAAUGACAUUUUUUAAGGUGAAAAGCCAAAAUAAUUCUCUAUAGUUUGCUGGCUGACAGAUUUAUUUGAUACUUCUGUCUUUUCCUUUUUUUGGAAAGAUAAAUUAUUUCUUAUUUUUAAUCUUAGAAAAAAAGACUAGUACUUUUCAGCAAGAUUAAUAAGCAAAAUUACAGUACUGUCUUUUUUUUUUUUGUUACUUUUAUAUCCUCCAGUUAAGCACCGCUAUCAACAUGUGCUUCCUGUUCUUUAUAAGUAAGAGAAAGAUAAUGUUUGGUUUUUUUGACACAUUUUAAGCUGAAAGUAUGAUGGUCAUACAGAGAUUUUCACCUGCGAUGUCUUUGCAUCCCUGGAUAUACCUCUUAACCUUGUAUCUGUGAGACUCAACAUCCCAGAAUCCUCUGCUCUGGCUGCAACUCUCCUGGUCUCAUCUACAGACUGAUACUUGGACUCGCUGUGUAAGACUCGUCCCCUCCUCUCUGACUUCUUUUCUUUCUCUUGAAGAGUUCCUCCCAGAAUGUGCCUUCGCCAUGGCUAGGUUUGCAUUUGUGUUUCUUUAUAUUUAAUUUCUGAGUUGUGUUGUGUUUAAGAGAAAGCCUUGUGCAAAGUUUGAGGUGAUCUCAGGGACUGCAGAGCGGGAAGGAAGGAGGUUGUGUGUGUUGGUGUUUGUAUCUGUGUCUGUGUGUGUUUGUAAAUGUUGUACAGAGAUGCCUUUUGUGCACAGAAAAGUUCAUAUUGUCGUAGUCGUGUUGUUGUUAAAGAUUGUAAAUGUGUAACACAGGAAAGGUUGUGCCCUUGUUGGACAAAGCCACUAUGGGAGCAAGUUUAUUUUUUAAUUUGGAGGCUUUAAAAGUUGAUUUUGCACAGGGGACAAUGGAGAAGGUUCUGUAUGUCAGCAGAAUGAGUCUGUGGUCAUGGUGCACGAAGACAGAAAGAAAGACAGACUAACUAGUAAUGUGAGGUUAAAGUAUGUCCUCCAGCUAAGUGGGAUAUCUGUGAUGUCUGAUUGAUGGACGUGUAGACACCAGGAGGCGCUGUUAGAGUAGAACUUCAGAGUUGUGUUGGUGGGUUGCUAUGAGUAUGUGUUGAGGAAUAGAAAGUGAAAAGGACAUGCAGAAGUUACCAUGGUCAUUUCAGGCUUCAGGGAAGAACUGAUAUGCUUCUGUGCAUUUGUUCUGUUUUAAGAGUUUCUAGAUUUUUUUUUAAUGACUGCAAACAGAAGAGAACAUUUCACUGAAAGUAUUGAUCAAAUUGAUUCCUGGCAUAAAUGUUGAAGAAAAAACACUAGAUGAUCUGGUAGACUGUUUUUAAAUGGGGUUUUAAUUGAACAUAACUCCAUCAUUUCAGAGAGGCUGGGACACUUUACACUGGCCUUCUUUGUCAAAUCCAGAAUAUACGUCAUUUAAAAGUGGCACCAGUAUGUAAGAAGCAGUUGAUUUCUGGGGAUGCUCCAGAAGGAAAAUGUUCUAACCUUUCUUUCUGUGUGAAGAUUUCUGUUCCUUUCAGCAAAACCCACAACGUGCAGUUUCUGUGCAGCGGUGAAGCUCCAGUAGUAUGUAGCUUCAGAUACAGUAUCCAGUAGCUGAAGCUCAGUGACGUUGGUAGUUGUGUGGUAAGGAUGGACCCACUGCCUUCUUAUUGAUAACAAGAAUGAUGCUGUGGAUUUCUUAACAUUCUGACUAGUAAGAAUCGUUAAUCAGAGGCAACAUGAUACUUGAUAAAAGCGUGUUCUGAUUGGAUGUUACAAGAGCUUGCCAUAGUAAUAAUAAACUUGGGAAUAUAUCGCACUAAAAAGGUGUAACAACAACAGUUGCAUUAUGGGAGAUGAAGGCUUUAGUGUUUCUGGAGCCUGACCCAGAAUGAUGCGUGCUAAAAAUCAUGACAUCUCAUCUACUGCUGAUUCAAAUCUGACUUGUGUGGGAAAGGCUCUUUGCUGAUUUGGUGGCUUUUUAGGACCAAUAACUUGUGUGUGAACUCAUCAGACAGAGGUCGGUGUAAAGUGUCUGUGUGGUCCUAAUGUUGUCCCAUCGUGUGAGCUUUAGGUGUGAUCUGAUUGGGGAUGUUAUCAUGAGUGUCUCAUCUACAAGCUGAGCUAUCUUCAUAUCCUUGUGAGGACAGCCCUGACUAUUUGAGUUGACAUGUUAUUGAUGCCUGUUUCUGUAUCCAUUGUAUCCUUAGAUAGGAGGAGUCUUUCCAGAUUUCAGAUGAGAUGAUUUAAAAAUGUAUGCGUAUUAAAACGUGAAAAACUGUGCAUGUAGAUGCACUCAGUAUGUCCAAAUACCUUUAUCUAAUGGAUCAUAUGUUCUUUAUUUCUUUACAUCUUGCGUCACCUUAAUUGCAGAGGCGUGAAUUAACUAUUUAUAUUUAAAUGCUUGUACACAUGCAUUUAUCGCAUGAAAAUUGAAAAAGCCUUUUUAUUUUGAUAAGUAUUGCACAAAUGAUUCAAUGAAAAUUGCUGCUAUAAGCAUUGUAAAUUAACCUGUAAAAUAACUUGAUUGAUUUAUCUCUUUUUCUCUAAAUGAUUGGACUUUUUUUUAAUCCCAGAUUGAUCUGUUGUGUAAGCGCUUUGGUUAAGUGGCCAAUAUAUUUCAAUAUGAAGCAGUACAAUUCGUAUACGAGAGGCACUUUGUUAUGGGAGCCUUGAAGAUGUAGAAGGAAAGACUGGAUUAUUUUCUGUGUGAAAAUUCCUCCUGCAUUCCUUUUUUAAGACAGAGAGUUAUAAGGUGAACAAUACAUCAGCAUAGUCUAGUUUUUAUCUGUUUAUUUAUUAUUUGGACUCGAGCUGGGACACUGGAGUCCUCUGGUUGGUUCAGCUGGUUACUAUGGUGGCUGUCUGUUAUGUGAUUGGUUGGCAGGUUGUGAGGUGAUUUGCAGGUUUCAAAACAGUUAUGUGGUAAUGAAGGAAGGGAGUUAUGUUUUCUCGUCUGUGUGUUAGUGUACAGAGUUUGUGUGUGUUAGUGUGUGUGUGUGAAUGUUGGGUGGAUUUUGAUUCAGUUGUGUCUGUGAGUCCCUACUAAGAUGGGAAACGAUCCCCAGCUGCCACUGUCCUUAUCAUUCUCUAAACUGGGAAAUAAAACCUUGUCCUGAUGUUUUGUAGCUCUCAGUGUCUGUGGCUGCUGUACUUUCCCAUCCUAGUCUGGGCUCGGGACACGGUUUAAAGGGGGUUGAGAUCACUUCAGGCUUCUGGAUGUCCCUUUAUGUUGUUGUGCCUCAGAAACCAUGUGAUCAUGUAUCCUCCUCACACACUGUUUUCAUAUCAACGCUUCAGUUCAUUUGCACAAAAGCCUCCAGAGGGAAUGGACGACUUCAUUCUGGAUAGCUUGUAUAUUUAGGAAGAAAGUACACGGUUUUUAAUAUAUAUCUUUAUAUCAUUGCUCUCUGCUGUUGUUUAAACUGUACAGUUUUUUUUUUUCUGCUUUUAUGUAAAAUUAUUUGGAUCAAUAUUCAUGAACUAUAUGUUCCUUCACUCAUUGCUCAACUAGCUUUUGGGUAAAAAGAUGAACAUUUACUAAACAUGGCGCUGUUACCCUGUCAGACAGCAGAGCAAAGCUCAAACACAGUGUGUGUUGGGGACUUUCUUAAUACAGCCCCGUUAUAAAACUCAGCAAAUACAUGUAUUUAAUAUAUCAAGUGUGAUAUAAGACAGAAAAAAAAGAAAAUGUAGCUAAUGGGCCGAGUGAGGCACAUGAUCCUCAGAGCCAUUUCAAGAAGAAAGUGUACAAAUAGAAAACUAGCGUCAGUGAUUACUGUUGUGCUAAGAAUGGAUUUAGUGUUGUAACUUCAUUUCAUCAAAGCCAGCAGUGUUAUUAAUGUGACUGUAUCAACCAGAAGAACCACACUAAGUUUGAUGUUUAUUGGUGUGAUGUGUGUCCAAACAUAUUCAGACUGCAUAUUUAUCUGUAUUAGUCUUUAGCCCCCAAGGAUUACUCUUACUUUCUUUUCAUUAAGUGCUUCUAUUUUGCUCUGAAAUUUUCCCAUAUCGUUGUUGCAUUUGCCUCCUGUUUCAUUUCCUAUGUGAAUCUGGAGCAACAUGUCCCCCUGCCUUUACGUGGCCUUCAACCUGGAGUAGGACAGGUUUUAGCAGAGGCUUUUAAAUCUGUACGAUCUGUUCAGGUUUACCGCUUAAAGAUCCUUUUUAUAACAGGGUAAGUGUUGCCUCUGAUUCCAUCAACACCACUCAGCAAUAGGUCAUCUGAUGUAGAUGCUAUCAGGUGUGAAAGGCAUCACAGGGAUCUAAUUUAAAUGAGAACAUCACUAAUAGGAGACAAGGUUGCCCCCUGGUGGCUGCUGUCAGUCCAACAUCCACACAGGAACUUUUAUACUACCGGAAAUUCAGCCCUCUGUUAACCUACAGCAGCAUGCCUGAAGACAUGUGAGAUCACUAAACUGCCACAUGCAGAUCUUUGUGGGUGAAACAUGUAACCCUCAGAAAAGCAGUUGACUCAAUGUUGGCAUUUGCAAGGCAUGGCUACACAUUUCCAGCCACAGUAGUGAGUGUUCACCUCUUUUACUACCUCUCUCUCUAUCUCGUGUGUCCAGAGUGUUCUGCCAACUUCUACCCUGAGGCCUUUUCGCUGACAGAGAGCUGUAACCCGCUUCACAACUGUGUGUUCUCAAAUAUCAGAAUCAAACACACGCACUAGCAAUACAAGGCCGUUGGGUUGAGCAAUGCAGACGUUUUUUCUGAAACUUUAGGUGAUGACUGCUCAUUUCUGGGUCUGUUUUCCAGGGAAAAUUCAGAUACAGUUUCUCUUCUUUGUGCAUUUUAAGGGCAGUUGGUGUCGAUACAAUAUUGCUUUACAGGUACCUGCAGCCAUUUGAGCUGGGCUGUGUAAUAAUGAAAGGCUAAUAGCAGCUAAAGGAGAGGGUUUGGUGCUUGCUAAGGCAUAAGCUAAGUUACUCCUGCAAAAUAAAAGCCCCCUCUGCCCUGUAACCUUUCUCACAUUGAGCUGAAAAGAACUUGUAAUAACUGAACUGAAGGUUUAAUGUGGUCACCAGUAUUAUAUCAUCCUGACUAAUCAUUAUCAUCCUUUUUUGCUACUGUUGAGUGGAGCGGGUCUGUCUUGAUGUGUUGUUUGUACGUGUGAGUGCACCAUUGGAGUGGUUGUUCUUUGUAUGUAUGUGUAUAUACGCGCAUAUUAAGACUUAUAAAAGACAAAUCUGAGCACAAGUUUGGGUUUUGAUUAAUUUAAUUAUUUUAUGUAAUUCUAUGCUGCAAUCCAAAGAAUAAACAUGUAUUAUGAUACAUUUAUGAUUUUCAUUUUUUAUCAUCUGAACAGUAAUCUGGUAAGAAAACAAUAAAAAAAGAGGAAUAUUUAAA
Molecule: messenger RNA, 11622 nt
Organism: Notolabrus celidotus (New Zealand spotty)
Lineage: Eukaryota; Metazoa; Chordata; Actinopteri; Labriformes; Labridae
Gene: kif13ba
Product: kinesin family member 13Ba
Exons: 39
Coding region: 356-5794 (1812 amino acids)
Biological process (GO): microtubule-based movement; regulation of protein localization
Cellular component (GO): adherens junction
Molecular function (GO): microtubule binding; cell adhesion molecule binding; ATP binding
Source: RefSeq, a predicted model, not a curated record